This is a messenger RNA of Colletotrichum orchidophilum, 369 nucleotides long. RefSeq lists its product as uncharacterized. The transcript has a single exon. The coding region runs from base 1 to 369 and encodes 122 amino acids. Lineage: Eukaryota; Fungi; Ascomycota; Sordariomycetes; Glomerellales; Glomerellaceae. The record is from RefSeq and is a predicted model, not a curated record.
AUGACAUCCGCAGCAGAGCUAACUUGUCCUGCGCUCAACACGGGAAACCGCAAAUUGACGGACCGAAAAAUGGCGAACGCGGACAUCACAGGUGCCUACCAUGCUUUACAGCGGCCAACUAAAGUUGUCCCUCUCCUACGUAAGGUACCUAGGCUUCAACAUUUCCCCUCUCCCAAAUCCCUCGCCGCAUCACAGCAUUCUGCAGGGAUUAAGGCCAAUCAAGGUCAGAUUCAGACCUCGACUAAGACCUGCCGGACCCUGACACAAGCGGUCCAGGAGGAACCCGAGCCAACGGCGCGCUUCUUCGGCUGUCCGUCGCAAACACACACUUUCAUUCCGCGACGGCCAGCACACCUUGGACUUCCAUAA